UUGGUUGUAGCGUAAUAUAAAUAGACAAGGCAGUGACUGCUCGAUUGUGGAUAUAUUUUAUGGUUGGUUAUCUAGUAGUCCUACACCAAAGCAUUUAAAUGCAUCCCAUUGUUAAUGAGCCUGGAUUUCAGGCGGCCUCUAUGGCAGCAGCAAUGGCAUCUGUAGACUCCACUGUAGAUAUAGAUUCGGAAACAUCGGAUGCUGCUGGACAGUAUCCAUUGGAGGAUUGUGGUUUUCUGGAUCCUGAGGUCCAGCGUAUAAUGCGUUCGAACAAUGAAGAUUCCAGAGAAUAUCCAGUUUAUGGCUGGAUAGACAUUACACAAGACUUUAAAUCUGCUUGCUCCGAACUAAGUUUGGGCGAAUUGGCGCAAGAUAUGCUAUUUGGACUCUUUGAGGCCAUGUCGGCUAUAGAGAUGAUGGAUCCCAAGAUGGAUGUUGGUAUGGGAUACAAUAAAAAUGAUACGGCACCUCAUACUUUUGAUUCAGCGGUGGAGGCAGGUGUUUUGAAGCUCAACAAUUUGACAAGUGAAGAGCUUAUUGGUGUGUUUGAUGCUCUCUUUUCCUGUAUUGUAUCUUGGUUGGAGGGCAAUUCUAUGGAUCAAGUUUUGUUCACUUGCUUGUACUUACACUCUCCGGCGAAAAUUGAAGACAAAUCACUAAAGGCCUUCUCACAUGCUGUAAGGCAUUUAAUAAUAAUUGUCAAGAAUAUCAUCAUAUCGAGCAGCGUUAACGAGGAAGAAGACUUUCAAUUGUAUGGAAACUCAUCGUUAUUGGCCCCUGAGGAUUCAUUGCAGAUAGCCAAUAUACCCAAUAUGCUGAAAGAGGCCGAAGACGAGCUUGUUCGCCAGAGUAAAACGUCUGCACAGCCAGAAGAUAUUAUGGCUGUUGUUCACCGUUUACGUUUCAUGCGCCAUUUCUACCAGGCCAUAUACAGUUUCGACUGCGCAAUGGUAUCAAAGGUUGAUGAGCCAACUAUAAAUGAUAUCUACAAACAUUUAAAUGCAUCGCUCGAGCUAACGCCUCAAAUUAAGAAAACUAUUGACAAAGGAACUCAACCUAAACCAGAAUCUGAAUGUCCAAAUCCAUUGGGAUUUUCAUCACGUGUCCAUGAUCGAAGCCAGCCGCCAACGUUUCCACGUAGUGUGAAAAUGCGAGACCGUCCAUCAAGCAUUACUUUCUUGGAAGAAUUGGUUCAACGACUAAAAUACGCUUGUAAGAUUAUUCGCAUGCGUGACUACUAUUCAAGUUUGAACUUUUUCAUCGAUUUUAGUCGUAGAUCGGGGCAGUGCAUUCUAUCUCGCAGUGUGCUCCAGGGACUAUUCCUAACAUGCCGUCGCUUAGUAUUUGGCACAAUUCCCGUUAAGGACUUCCUAUGGGAUUCGGUUCGCGCUUUUAAUUCUCCACCCAUACUAAAUCCCAAAAAUCCUCUGGCCGGAGACCCCGAUAUACAGAUGAGUUUAGAUUCAUUCUUUCGUUACUGCAUAAGCACCUUCACACAGUUUUUGAGAAUUUGUGGUUUUAAUCGGGCUCGGCAACGUGAUAAGUUGAGUCGUUUUAUAGAAAGCUUUGAUAGUAUACAGGUAGAUGCAGCCAGACUCGACUCGCAUCUCAGCAUGUUGGCGAACGAAAAGGCAAACGAGGGAAACGAGGCCGCAGCAGCGACCUUGAAAUACAGCGCACAAUUUGCCACAUGGGUUCUGUACAACUGUUUUAGAGCGAUGAUGUUAUACCUGAUGUCUGGAUUCGAGUUAGAGUUAUAUUCAGUCCAUGAAUUUUUGUAUAUAUACUGGUACCCAUACGAGCUAUUAAUUGGCUUCAUUGUCUCAGCUUUAACACGUACAGAAAAUAACCUUUUGGCACAAGAGGAAUAUGAACGAGAACAACAAGCUAAAAUUCAGGCUGCAACUUCCGCUAAGAAUCGCAAUAAACCAAAGCCCAAAAAGAACAAAAAACAACAAAAACCUUAUCGCCAGGAGAUAUUUUACUACCACGCCUUAUUGAGCAUGUGCGGGGGUUUCUAUAAAGCUAUGGGUGCUUUAACUAAGGACGGUAGGAUCCGUCAGCCAAUGCCUAAAUUUGAUAGUGAGGAAAUUCGGUUUAACCGUCGUUUUGCUCCUUUUGCCAAUUUGACAUCACCGCCACCGGUCUCCUAUGAGGAAUUCAAAAGCAUUCGCGAACACAUGAUGAGAGCACCUUCUUCGGAAAUAUACGCAAUUGCUGCUAAGCACUUCGAUCAGGCACGAAAUGCUUUGGAAUCCAUUCAAAACCCAGAACAAGAGAUACUUGACAUGUUACAAGUGGCCAAAGUGAAUUACGUUGUUAUGAAUGUAUUAGCCAAAGGCCACCAAAAGGACACGAAACGUCAGCCAGACUUUGACUUUUCCAAACAUCGUCAUUUUCCCAUAAUAAAGCUAAACUAAUAACUA
Messenger RNA from Stomoxys calcitrans (stable fly), 2426 nucleotides. It is a transcript of the gene Naa35, whose product is annotated as N-alpha-acetyltransferase 35, NatC auxiliary subunit homolog. Gene Ontology annotation, cellular component: NatC complex. Bases 99 to 2420 code for a protein of 773 amino acids. Gene Ontology annotation, biological process: N-terminal peptidyl-methionine acetylation. The transcript is spliced from 7 exons. NCBI's taxonomy places the organism in Eukaryota, Metazoa, Arthropoda, Insecta, Diptera, Muscidae. The record is from RefSeq and is a predicted model, not a curated record.